UGCGUUAUUUGGACUAUGAAGUACGCUAUGUUCGGAACUUUACUGACAUCGAUGACAAGGAAACCUGAGUUGCACUUCUGGAAUUCUGUAGAUAAUUGCAAGAGCUAACCAAUUGGGGGAAGAUCCUUUUAGCUUAAGCAAAAGAUACUCUGAUGAUUUCCUGUCGGACAUGGCUCAUCUUCAAUGUCUACCACCAUCUGUUGAGCCCCGUGUUUCAGAUCACAUUGAUCAGAUUGUAACCAUGAUAAAACAGAUCAUCGAUAAUGGUUGUGCAUAUGUAGUAAGUGGGGAUGUCUAUUUCUCUGUUGACAAUUUUCCUGAAUAUGGGAAGUUAUCGGGUCGAAAACUAGAUGACAAUAGAGCUGGUGAAAGGGUUGCAGUUGACGAGAGAAAGAAAAACCCAGCUGAUUUUGCUCUAUGGAAGGCUGCAAAAGAUGGGGAGCCAUGGUGGGAUAGCCCUUGGGGCCCAGGCAGACCAGGAUGGCACAUCGAGUGCAGUGCCAUGAGUGCACAAUACUUGGGCAAUUCUUUUGACAUUCAUGGUGGCGGGGAGGACCUAAUAUUUCCACAUCAUGAGAAUGAAAUCGCUCAAAGCCGUGCAGCAUGUUGUGACAGCAGCAUAAAUUACUGGGUGCACAAUGGUUUUGUCAAUGUAAAUGGCCAGAAAAUGUCUAAAUCGCUUGGUAACUUUAUCACUAUACGCAAGGUCAUAGAGCUGUACCACCCGCUUGCGUUGAGGAUGUUUUUACUUGGUACCCACUACAGGUCCCCAAUCAACUACACAGUAGAGCAGCUUAAUGUUGCAUCAGAUAGAUUGUACUACACUUAUCAGACAUUACGGGACUCUGAAGAAAGCACCCAGCAGGACCAAAGCAGUAGCGGAGAUUCACUACCUUUUACUACCACACACUGCAUUGAGAAACUUCAUGAGGAUUUCGAGACCUCAAUGUCCGAUGACCUUCACACUUCGGUGGCGCUGGCUGCUGUUUCCGAGCCGUUGAAAGUCAUGAAUGAUUUGCUGCAUACUCGUAAGGGAAAGAAGCAGGAGAAACGGCUGGAAUCGCUGGCGGCCUUGGAAGAGAAAGUGAGAAUGGUGCUUUCUGUCCUAGGGCUGAUGCCUUCGAGCUACCAUGAGGCUCUGCAGCAGCUGAGGGGGAAGGCGCUGCGGAGGGCGUGCGUCACCGAGGAGCAGGUGCUGCAGAAGAUUGAGGAGCGGACCGCCGCGAGGAAGGCGAAGCAGUUCGGUCGGUCGGACGAGAUCCGGGACGAGCUGGCAGCCCUCGGCAUCGCCCUCAUGGACGGCCCCGACGGCACCGCCUGGAGGCCCUCCGUGCCGUCCUCGGAGCAGCCGGUGGCUGGCAAGAGCAGUACAUGAACCUCCGGUGCGGCACGCUUGGGUCUUUGGACGGUUUUGAGACACCGCCAAUUUAUGUUAGGGAAUCGUUUCCCAUCCGCGCGCCGGCCGAACCGACGCCCCGGUCGCCCCCUCGUGCGCGUAGACCCAUGCAACAUUUUUCCCAUCCGCCUGCUUCGCUGGUCAGUGGAUGCAACAUUUUUGUCUAAAUAUGUUGCAACAAGCGUCAUAUUUGCUGCAAAUGUUUUUUAUUAUUUUUUAUCCCAGUAAAAAAACUGCGUAUACGUUUGGUUGCAA
Molecule: messenger RNA, 1651 nt
Organism: Hordeum vulgare subsp. vulgare (domesticated barley)
Lineage: Eukaryota; Viridiplantae; Streptophyta; Magnoliopsida; Poales; Poaceae
Product: cysteine--tRNA ligase CPS1 homolog, chloroplastic/mitochondrial
Exons: 8
Coding region: 170-1375 (401 amino acids)
Biological process (GO): cysteinyl-tRNA aminoacylation
Cellular component (GO): cytoplasm
Molecular function (GO): cysteine-tRNA ligase activity; ATP binding
Source: RefSeq, a predicted model, not a curated record